Arabidopsis lyrata subsp. lyrata is the source of this 2266-nucleotide messenger RNA. RefSeq lists its product as uncharacterized. The record is from RefSeq and is a predicted model, not a curated record. NCBI's taxonomy places the organism in Eukaryota, Viridiplantae, Streptophyta, Magnoliopsida, Brassicales, Brassicaceae.
CUUUAUACAUUGGAACUGAUCUUUAACUCUGGGCAGAUGUUAUAAAAGGACAUAUUUGGGAGCAGACAGAUGUAUGAGCUAAAACCUGAUUUUCACUCUCCGAUUUGCUUCUUCUUUCAUUCCAAAGAAACCCGAUAUGGAACCACACCCUCUUUAUUUUAUGCCACCUCCUUAUUUAACUAGAACUAAACCUCCAUGUCGUCUGUCUGAUCCGGCUCAGCCCCACAAGCUUUGCCGACGGCGACGACCAACUCAUCCUCCACUUUCUAUCUGCUUUACGUGCAAAGGCAAACACUUGAAGCGCAGUAAAUACUAUUACUACUGUGCUACUUGCAAUUUGGAAUUUCACAGAGGUUGUCACAUCUUUCUGCCGGAGAUCAGAAGCGCUUUUCAUCCCUCUCACCCCCUCACCUUCACCGCCUUAGAUCCUGAAUUUAAUGCUUCUAUCAUACACCAAAAUUGGAAGGACAGCUCCGCUUCAGAGGAAUCUUCCGAAGAAUUGAUAAACGAAGUUGUUGACUAUGAUCAUGAAGACGAUGGUGAUGAUGCUGUUGCUAAUGAAGAGGAUGAUGACGAUAAUGGGGAUGGAAAUGGCGGUGGCGAUGUUUAUGCUGUCGCUUAUAAUGAUGGUGCCUCUUUGUCCUAUUAUGGAAAUCACCUGAAAUGCAAAUGUUGUGCUUCUCCUUUAGAAAAGCUAUAUUAUCAUUGUUCUAUCUGCAAGUUCAAUCUUAACUUGACUUGCUCGAUGAGACCACCACCUACCACUAUCUCACACUUGAAAUGUCAUGAGCACACCCUCACCCUCUUCCUUAUGCGAAUCCAUUGGCCAUGCGAUGUUUGUGGCUUUCUUCUAAACAAAGACACCGACGAUCUCGUUUACGCUUGUCUACCUUGCAGCCUUAUGGUCCACAGAUCAUGUAUCUAUCUACCUCGUGUCAUUAAGAUCACCCGACACCCACAUCGUCUCUCUCUCACUUCCUCCCUUCAACCUGGUGAUUUCUCUUGUGGAGUUUGUCGCCAAACUGUUGACGUCAACUGCGGGCAAUACUCUUGUGAUAAGGGAUGCCAAUAUGCUAUCCAUUCGAAAUGUGCAACAUGGAGAGACGUGUGGGAUGGAAUAGAUCUUGAUGGAGUGCCUGAAGAACCCGAGGAGUAUAUCGAACCGCCAUUCCUGAAGAUUGAUGAGGAGACAAUUCAACAUUUCAGUCAUCAUGAGCAUUAUAUGAAGCUCCAUGUAAAGAAAACCAUUACCGAGAAAGACAAGUUUUGUGAGGCAUGCACCCUUCCAGUAAUGAUUUCUCAGCGAUUUUAUGGUUGUGUGGAGUGUGAUUUUGUACUCGACGAAGCAUGUGCAUCUCUUCCUCGCAAAAUAUACAACCCACUACAUAAACACCCACUUACCCUCCACGUCUUCCCUACUGUUGACACCUACACGGACCCGAAUAUGCCUAUUACCAAAACCUUAUUCAAUUGUGAUGGUUGCUUCCGAUAUGGUUGUGGUUUCCUCUACAGAUGCCAUGAAAAAGGUUGUGAAGAAUUUCUACUAGACGUCAGGUGCGCUUCCCUUCCAGAUCCUCUAAUUCAUUGUUGUCAUCCACACGAUCUCUUCUUCAACUUGACCACAGGUACUUGCAUAGGGUGUGAUUCUGCUGAGUGUUCAUCCUAUUUUCUGGAAUGCAUUGAAUGCAAUUCCUUUUUGGGUAUUAGAUGUGCCACUUUGCCUACUGAGGCACACUACAAACACGAUAGGCAUCCACUCACUCUUUGCUACGGUGAAGAAGAUACUACAAAUGGCCAAUAUUGGUGUGAGAAAUGUGAAUCAAAAUUACAUCCAUGGAGAUGGUUUUAUACAUGUGACUCUUGUAAGAUCACUCUCCACGUCACAUGUUUACUGGGGGAAGAUAUCUACAUGAAGCCCAACUUCGUUUCAGUUGAUGAUGAUCAAUUUGAAAUUGCUCGCAAUGAUGGUAACUCUCGGCUGCUUUGCUCUUAUUGCAAUUUGCGUUGUGCACAAACAUUGGUAUUCAAGAGGAGAGGUGAAUACGAAAGUUUUUGUACUCUUACUUGUUUGGGAGAUUCUUUGGACUCAUAAACUUAGAAGGCCUGAAGACAGAGAAACAACGUCUGAGUCUGAAUCUGCAUGAUCCACUGAAAAAGCCUUUCAAUUUCGUGUAAUUUUAUAUCUUGAGAGUUUAAUCUAUGAAACAUGUUUUGUAUUAAAGUUUUUUUUAGUUUAAUAUAAUCUUCCAGAAAUAAGAUUGCAUAA